CCGAAAGUAGGGAAAAAAUGAUCGAGCAUAUGAAAAAGAGAGGAACUAGUGAAUCAGAAAUUAUCCGGAGGUUAAUCAUUGAAGAAAAAGAAGGAAAAUUUGCUACCGAAUUUGAUCAUAUUUUGACGGUUAAAGAAAAUGCUUUAACCGAAGCGGCCCAAAAAAUUAAAAAAAGAUUAAACUGCGAAAUAACCUAUGCUGAACACGAAAAUUUGGUUGAAAAUGGUUUGUCAACUGGGCAAAAGCAACUAGCCGAUUUAAAAAAUCUUUUCACCAGCAGUGAAGAUAAAGAAAUAUUUAUUUUUGAUGAGGCGAAUAACGCUUUAGAUGAAAAUAAUAAACAAGAAUUCCGUCAAAGCAUAGAAAAAUUAGCAAAAAGAAAAAUAAUCAUUUUAAUAGUCAAACAAUUUGCAAGAGAGUCUGAAGAAAAUAAGAAAAGUAAUCAAGAAUGGCUUGAUAUAGAAAUAUUAUCUUUGGAAAGAAAACUUCAAGCCGGUGCCUUGCCUAGUGAACGAGAAAAAAUCAUGGAAGAAAUAAAAAAACUUAAUUCCUUCAAUAUUACUUUGGAACAAGGAUUUAAAAAAAGGAAAAUUGAUGUAGAAGUAGUCAAAGAAUUAAGAAAAAGAUUAGGCAUUUGA
Molecule: messenger RNA, 638 nt
Organism: Entrophospora candida
Lineage: Eukaryota; Fungi; Glomeromycota; Glomeromycetes; Entrophosporales; Entrophosporaceae
Source: the annotation of a GenBank genome assembly